AUGACUACAGUAGAUAUUAUUGAAUUGGGACUAAAGAGUUGCGGGUUUUUGUUUUAAAGAACAAGAAUGGAUGUUAGAAUGAGUGUUUCAUUAGUGAUCAAAUUUAUUUUCUUUGGUUUAUGGUUUUUUGAAAGUGGAGAUGAUAAAUAUUUAGGAGGGCAUUUUGCCACAACAUUGAUUACAUGGGUAAUUUUCCAUCUUUACAUACUGAUUAUAGAGAAGAAUUAUAUUAUUUUUGGGGUGAAUGAAGUAUAUAAUAGACGAAAAUGGUAUAAAAUAGUAGAUUUUCUCUAAUCAACAAUUCUUUUUAUUUAUUUUAGUAUUUCAGUUUACGCAAAUGACAACUAAUCAUUUUUUUACAAUAUUUCAAUAACUUCAUUAUUUGCUGAUAUUGCACUGAAUUUUGAUUAAUAUUUAAAAUUUUUAGAAAGAUAAAGAGGGAUUGAUUCAAAUCUUAUUUUAGAAAGAAGAAUAUAAGGUGAUGAAUAAGUUAAUUAAUCAGGUGGAGAAAUUACACUUUAUUGUACAAUGAUGAUUGGGGCAGGAUUAGCUAUGGGAAUGGCAAUUCUAAUGUAAAUAGAGUUAAAUAAAAAACCUCAUUUAUAAACUUUUCCUUUUUAUAUAUGGACAACAUAUCUUUGUGCAAUUGGGGAAGCUAUUUUUAUGUGUUUUAUUGGAUAUUAUUUAAUGCCAAACGUUCAAAAACCUGAUCUUAAUAGUGAACAAGGUAGGAAUGAUUAUAUUAAAUGUUUUCCAAGCAAACAUCUUUUAUGUUCAAUGUACGGGUUAUGCAUUGGUUUCUUUAGUUUAUAUUAUGCAUUUUUCUUAGGAUGCUAUGGAUUUUUAAAAAUUGCACAGAAAAUUCUUCAGGCUAUUGGUUGGCUGGCUAAAAAUUCAAAUAAUCAAACAGUCCAUCCUAAUAAUUGA
Molecule: messenger RNA, 927 nt
Organism: Paramecium sonneborni
Lineage: Eukaryota; Ciliophora; Oligohymenophorea; Peniculida; Parameciidae
Source: the annotation of a GenBank genome assembly